Racocetra persica is the source of this 572-nucleotide messenger RNA. The record is from the annotation of a GenBank genome assembly. Lineage: Eukaryota; Fungi; Glomeromycota; Glomeromycetes; Diversisporales; Gigasporaceae.
CAGCUGGAGAUGUUUUAACAUCAGUAUGGGAAAAUACAAUUAUAGAUAGUUACCUGGUUCUUGUCAAGUAUAUAGAUCUUUCUGAAAAAUAUCACUAUCCAAAUAAGAAGUUGGCACUUUGGAUAGAGAAACAUGUAAUGACUUGUCGUUACAUGACUCAAGUUACAAAGUGUGAUGAUCAAAGCUGUUGCAAACCAUUUCGAACAAACAUAAAUGCAUCUGAUGAUACAAUUCAUUAUUUCGGUUUUCUCUUAUCUGUGUUAAUGGAAGGAAAGUUAAUUCCUCCAAAUAUGAAUUUACGGCGUUUUCCUUUUAAUUGGUACUGCCCAACUAUCAAUAAAUCGAUUAAUGAAUAUAUAUGUCCCUAUUGUAAUAAGUAUUUUGCUUUAAAAAAAACUUUGAAUUACUAUACGCGAAAAUAUUCGUAUAAGGAAUCUAACUUAUCUGUAGAACCUUCUUUGGAUGUUCAAGAUUUCCAAGUAGACACUAAUGCGUCUAUUCACAACUAUCGACAUGGUGAAGUCUUGGUUAGUAACCAAAGUAAGGACGCUAUGUGGGUGGAAAAAGAAACA